AUGCUUGCCGAAGACUGUCGUCCGUCGCUACUACUACCGUCGUCCCCAGUCGCGAGCUCAGUCGCCAAUGACCGCAGUCGCCACUCGCGCAAAGUCACACGUGACAUCGCGGCGCUGGACUUCCUGCAGACCAUUCCCAUGCGGUCCGAGAGCGCAGUCGCUGAGCUGCUGUCGAUGUCGGAAUGCGAUCUCAAGAACGACGGGAAAGCGGACGAUGAGGCGGCUGGUAAUGGACCAGUGAGUAGUGCAGGAACGGUCGGUAGCGGCGACUCCAAGUUGGAGCCGCUGGCUGGCAGGAGACUCCCGGGCAUAGCCGCGACUGUCGUGCACGUUCCGCCUCGAUUCCGGUACCAACUAACGACCAAGUUUCCAGCGGCUUCGGCUGUGGUGCGGCGAUGGGAAGCCGUGACAGCUCAGGACGGACUUCUGGACGCGAGACUCUUUUUCUCCAGAGGCUGUGGGUACCCGUUAGUUACGUCGACGAUCAUUAACUACAAUGGCAAGAAUGACACGACGGCGAGAAGGAGUCGACUGGCCUCGAUGAGUGGCUUGGCGCUAGAACGACCGGCUCCAACCCAUUAUGACUGGAGAGGCACUUCGUACUUUCGACUACUGCACGCCACCUAUUCAGCCUGCGAUGCCGAUCGAGACCGAGAAGACGCACACCCGGAGCGUGUGCCGUACUCAGCCAACUUUCUGGAUGAUCCAGAGUUUCGUCAAGGCCGCCAUCGGCAUGUCGUGCGUGGGGACAAGAGCCUUGGACCCAUUGUUUCGAGCAUCCUGCUCUUUGUUAAGCCACACGAGCUCAAGGACGAGCUCAACCAGAAGUUUCAGGAAAAACACGCACACUGGCUGCAAGACCCAUCGCUAUCGCUGAGCAAAUUGAGACAUCUGAAGCGAGAGGCGAUUAUGUGCAGUCAGCGACUGAACCUUGAAGUCGCUACGGUCGCUCUAGCCUGUGUGCUCUUUGAAAAACUGGUGCUGCAACGCUACGUUGCCAAGGUGAACCGCAAGCUUUACAUGGCAGUGUGCUUCCUGCUGGCUGUCAAGUUCAAUGAACCCUGUGCGUCAGACGAGCGCAAACGUGUCAUUCGCUUACUGUUGAAGGACAUUGAUCGUGUGCAUGCUUUGCCAUCACGGGAUGUUCUCACAGCCGAGUUUACAGUAUACGCUCAGCUUUCGUUCGACCUUCACGUCCCUAUCGCUGAGGCUCAUCCUCAUUUCGUUCGACUGCUGAAGCUCAUUGAGAGCAAUCCGCGUAAGUACCUCGAUGACGACGUUUUUACGUCAUACUCGGCGCUCUUAGCGAUGGAGGAGCAGGCAGAGAAACUCGUUAUGGUGCUGUCAGAUCCUAUGGAUGACUUUGAUGAGACGACGGAUAACGAGGCACGAUUAAGUGACGAAGAGGAGAAUGACUCUGAAAGUGAAAAAGACAAUGAGCUACGAGGAAGAAAGCGCAAGAACUCUGGUGGCGGAGGUAAGAGCACCUCCAACGAUCCAUCACUGUUUCUCUGGCAAAAUGUCUCUCUAGCACAGUGGUGGCGAAAGCGCCGCGAUGCGCAAGGGCGACACGAGUCGCCGUCUACAACGUUGGCCAACUGA
Peronospora matthiolae is the source of this 1602-nucleotide messenger RNA. NCBI's taxonomy places the organism in Eukaryota, Oomycota, Peronosporomycetes, Peronosporales, Peronosporaceae. The record is from the annotation of a GenBank genome assembly.